Molecule: messenger RNA, 1158 nt
Organism: Ostreococcus tauri
Lineage: Eukaryota; Viridiplantae; Chlorophyta; Mamiellophyceae; Mamiellales; Bathycoccaceae
Product: Alpha-ketoglutarate-dependent dioxygenase AlkB-like
Exons: 1
Coding region: 1-1158 (385 amino acids)
Biological process (GO): DNA alkylation repair; DNA repair
Cellular component (GO): nucleus
Molecular function (GO): dioxygenase activity
Source: RefSeq, a predicted model, not a curated record
AUGGACAUUCUUCAACUCGCGUGGGCGAUCGCGUUACCGAGCGAUGCCCCAUCGGUCCCUCGCUCGCUGGCGUCCACGGGCGCGGCGCGGCGACGGACGUGCGCCAUGGCGCUGCGACGACUCGCGAAACUCCUCGUCGGCGUCGCGCGCGCGCGCGAGCGCGAGGCGAUCGUGAACGACGCCGCGUUCGGACGCGUCGUCGAAGGCGCGUUGUGCGACGCGGAUGAGGAAUCGUGUGUCGACGACGACGCCCGGGCGACGGCGUUGGAAGAGACCGCGCGCGCGUUGGGAUCGUUAGCGCCGUUCGAGCUCACGGCGAACGCGCGGGGGUACUUGGAGCGGGCGUCGAGGACGACGCCGAUGCCGGCGAAGUGCGCGAGCGUCGUCUCCUGGGCGCUCGCGCGGUGCGGGUUGGAGACGCCGAGCGAGGUGGAGAAUGCGCUGCGGGGGACGCCGUUUCGGUUUUGUCCGAAGAUGAGCGCUGGGUUGAUCGAUCUGGAUGAACUUCGGCGCGAGGUGGGGUUUCGUCGAGAGAAGUUGACGACUCGAGACGGUCGUCGAGUGGACGAGCGACGGGAGACGUGUUGGAUGGGCGAGGCGCACGUCGGGUCGUACGCGUACUCGGGUAAAAUAAUGGAACCCGUCCCGAUGGUACCGUGCGUCGCGCGCGUGCGGGACGCGCUCGAGGCGAAGAUGGGCGAGCGGUUCGAUUGUUGUCUCAUCAAUUUAUAUCCAAACGAAACCGCGGCGUGCGCGUGGCACACCGAUCCGCUCAUGGGGACGCGUUACGCGACGGAUAGCGUCAUCGUGAGCAUCGGCGAGACGCGACGGUUCAGUUUCCGACCGAUCGGAUCGACCGAUGCCGAGGCGCACUGGGUUCGAGCUAUCGAUGGCGAUUGCAUUUGGAUGUUUGCGAAUUGUCAAGACGCGUACGAGCACUGCGUCAUGACGUCGGAGGGAGAAGAAAACGGCGCGCCCAGGGCGAGCAUCGUCUUCAAGCGGAGCUUGAAGAGGCGGGCGGCGGCGCCGCGGAAAAAGAAACCGAGCACCGUCGAAGAUCGGGGAGGGAGGGAGCGUCGUAGCGACGGUGGGAGAGGACGCGGCGGGAGAGGACGCGGCGGCCGAGGACGCGGCGGGAGAGGAAGAGGACGUUCAUAG